AUUUGUUAAAUAGAUCUUAUAUGAAUAGUAGUGGUGAGAGUGGGAGAAAGAGAGAAAGAGAGAGAGAGAUAGAGAGAGAGAGAGAGAGAGAGAGAGAGAGAGGGAGAGAGGGAAGUAAGUAAGUAAGGAAGAAAGGAGAAUUUAAAAAAAAAAACAUAUGAAACGAACGUUUACGUGAGUCGUUAUUUUUACAAAAAAAAAAAAGAAAGAAAGAAAAAAGAAAAAAAAUAGAAAGAAGGAGAAGAGGAAGAAAAAGAAACAAGAAAAAAAGAGGAAAGUAUCUAUAAUUAAGUAUUACAUCUGGCGUGUACGUUCGAACUUUAAUCUUCUUUUAAAAGAAUAGAAAAGAAGAGAGAGAGAGAGAGAGAGAGAGAGAGAGAGAGAGAGAGAGAAAGAAAGGGAGAGAGAAAAGUUACAUAAUGUAAGUUGAAUGAUUGAUGAAUAAUAAUAAAGAAAGAAAAAAAAAACGAAAGAAAGAAAGAAAGAAAGACAAAAAAAAAUACAAGAAGAAGAAGAAGAAGUAGUAAAAAUUCGAACAAAAAAGUAAGUGCUUAUAAUUUUUGUGCCAAGUAGAGAAUAAACGACAAGACGAGGCACAUUUUUAAAAAUUCUCCGUAUAGGGAGUAUAGGGAGAUAUCAGUCGUUUUAAACGAAAAUCAAAGUGUGUCCUUUAAUACGUCACGUAUAUAUAUAUAUAUAUAUAUAUGCAUAUACGCGAGUACGUUAUUACGUACGUGUGACGUGUAUCGAGUCUCGAGGACGAAUGAAACGAUCUGAAACGACGUUGUAGAAACGUUGUGAAUUUAUAUACAUACGAUUCGACACGAGGGUGAAGUUCAUUGAAUACGAAGGCGAAAGGUUCAAGGUCGUCAAAGCACUCGACGCGGAUUAACGAGAAGAGAGACAUGGAUGGAUAAAUAGAGAGAGAAAGAGAGAGAGAGAAAGAGAGGUGCAGAAAGAGAUAAAGAGAAAGUAGUGGGGGAAGUUUGGAUCGGUAGGGAAGAUUAUGAUCGUAUCUAGGAGGCAUGAGAAACGGCCAAGAGGUCCUUCGGAAUUGAAAAGCAUCCUUGAAAGACGUGAAGCUAUACUCAACAAAUGGCGAGACGAGGUGUGCAGCGGAGGUGAAUUGCCAGAAGUAGAGAUCAUAAGUCUGCUGGAGGAACAGAUUCCCAGGUAUCGUCUACGGGCCGACACCCUCACGGAAUUUCAAGGUUACGAGAACGCGGAUUGGUUUAUUCCAUCACCAGCGCUAAAAACUGAGGACGUCGAUUUGAAACUGUCGCCGGAACAAAUCCGGGAAACGCUCAACUACUUCCUUCUAUGCAGCAACCGGGUGAGCCAAAUGACCAAGACCUAUAAUGACAUUGAGGCAGUUACAAGGCUUUUGGAAGAGAAAGAAAAAGAUUUGGAAUUGACCGCACGUAUUGGUAAGGAACUGCUGACGCACAAUCAAAAACUUGAAAGUACUGUGAAUGCCCUGGAAGCUGAUUUGAAAGAGGCAAACGAAAAGAUUACGCAGUUGAAUCAUGAAUUGUUCAAAAAAACCGAACUUAUUCAGAUACUUACAAACGAUGUUGACGAGUCAAGCUCCGAAGGUGGUACACCAACAGGUUUGCGUGGUAUCAACUUGGACAUGAUGCAAAGGAAGAUAAGUACCUUGGAAGAUGAGAACAAACAAUUACGUAAUGAAUUUUCCAAGUUGAUACAUGAAACUAAUGAUACCGAGGAACAGGAGGCCCGUCUUGUAAAGGAUAUUGCCGCUCAACUCGCAAAUGCCAAUAUGGAGGCGGAUGGUAUGGCCGAGGAGCUUGGUCGACAAAAAGAAGAAAAUAGGUUACAACACGAGCAAAUAGUUAGCCUUACCGCUAAAUUAGCUGAAACUGAGCUCAGGUUAGCUCAGCUCAUGGCUGAACAUGAUGAGGUCGGUGCGACUCUAGUCAUUACCAGAGAUAAUCAGAACACCCUUGCCAGUGAACUUGCUGAAUUCAAGGAACGAUACGCCGAGGUUGUAAAUCUGCUAUCUGAAACGCAAGAACAAUUGCGUAAACAAAGAAAGCGGGGAAUGCCAACCGUAAGAGGUGGAUCGUUGUUUCCUUCGAUGGGUGCUGCGCCACAGCCAGACUCGAUAGCUUCGGAAUUGGAAUCAUCUCUAUAUUCGGAGCUGAGUCUGGAUUCUGGUAUCAUUACUGAUCGAACACCAACAUACAAGAAAGUAUUCGAAACGGUCCGUUGUGCCUCUCGAGCGUCUUACACGAGUGCAGAUAUGAAUCAAUUCCCUCGAAUAGGUUCUAUGACAACGUCAACUUUGUCGAGUGGUUCGAUGGGUCCACGCAUGAGUUGUGGCCAAGUUAAAUCUAAUAUGCCUUAUGGUUUUACGAGUUUGGAUUCGACUGGACACAGUGAAAGCGAAGGUUCCCUUUUCACUGAGUUUGAUGAUUACCCAGGACCACAAAGGAUUGGAGUACCUGGUGCACCAGGUGCAGCGGAUUUGGAAGCAGCUCUACGUCGGUUGACACCAGCAGAAGUGUUAGCAAGACGAGCAUGUUUAAGUACUGGUGCUGGAUAUAACUAUGAUUACGAUGGUGGUAUCCUACAUUCACCGCCAACCUUUUUACCGUUUGGUUGUCGAACACCUGACAGUAUAAUGUCAACUGGUAGCAGUGGUAAUCUGAGCGGUUUCAGUGGUAAUACUGGAAAUGCUUGGAGAGUUCCAGAGAAAUUACAGAUAGUAAAGCCAAUGGAAGGUUCACAAACCCUACAUCAUUGGUCGCAAUUGGCUACGCCUACUUUAGGUGGUUUAUUAGAAGAUAGGCCAGGUGUUAGAACACGUGGUGGGCGUGGUCUUGAAGAUCUUGGUUUGUUGACCUUUACAUUGUCGGAUUUAGAGGAAGAUGAGGAAUAUGCGAAUCCUGGUAAGCUCUUCCAAGAUACAGGCUCGGUUUAUACCUUUACGAAUAGCACGGUACUUCAUCCGGAUGAACAUACAAGCGUGACACCAAGUAUCGUGGGUAGUCGGGUCGCAACAGCACCUAGUAGCGCUGGAAAUUCCGGAAAAAAUAGUCCUCGUACUCGCAGCCGAAGUAAUUCUACCUCGACGUUCUCGACGACUCUUGGUCUGGCUAAGAUGCUCAAUGAGAGAGGAAUUAAGGCUGUGACACCUUCCUGUGUAGGUACUUCCUGUGGGGCGACACCUAGCGGCGAAAGAAAUUUCAUACCAACAGCAACGCCAUGUAAUAGCCCGGAUGCUAGCCCGCCAGCAACAAGAUCUACAUCACCACCGCCGCAGUCAUCGCCACAGCAAGAAAAUACUUCUCUGUCGUUUAGUCUGCUAAGUAGCGGAGCUGAAUUGUUGAAACGUACAUUCAGUAGCGAUACCUCGCAAUCGCAAAUUAAUAAAAGAACCAGAACGCCGAAACCUGCGUUGACGAGAUCAGAGAAAAAAGCAUUAACCGGUAUACGAUUGGUUGAGAAACUCGAAAGAAUAGGAAUCGAUGCUAUAAUGUCAACGACAGUCGGCUCGUCGAUCUCGCCGUUGGCACUUCAGGGUGCUUUGUAUACGCGACGUUCGAUGAAGAGUCCAAUGGCACAACUGACCUUCCUCAAGACCUCGAUGCCUUCCAGCAUCAGUCAGGAAAGAUUGUUCUCGCCUUCGUUAGCCUCGUCCUCUUCUAGCGUCGUUUCUGAAUCUAGUUCAAGUCCGACAUUGGAACAUAUGAAUAAUAGUAAGAGGAUGAACGAUGAUAACGUCGAUGAUGCUGGUGCUUCGGUUAUGUCAUCUGGUAAUUCUAGUUCAGAUUCGCCUAUAAGAUCAUUGAUAAUCGAAUGUGCGUUAGGUACUCAACAAAAACGCGAUAACGACGGUAGUAAACCAACUAGAUCGGAUUUAGGUAAAGUCAAAGGUGCAGCUAAUACCACAACACCAGUUACCAGAGAGUCCAUUACUCAAUCCGCCCUCGGUUCUAUCAGUUCACUUUUCUUUGGACGCAAGGGUGGUCUUUUGUAAAAAAAAAAAAAAAAGAAAAAGAACAAACAAAAAAAAAGAAAAAAGAAAUUUUUCCUCCUUUUCCAUUCUUUCUUUCCUUCCUUCCUUUUUUCCUUUCUUCCUCCUUUUUCCUUCCUUUCUUCCUUUCUCCCUAACUUCUUUUAUCUUUAUUUUUUCUUUUUGUUCCCAUUCGAUUAGCCUUCGAGCUAACGAUGAGUCGAACGUCGUAGUCAAAGUUUUAGCGGAUUAAUGGGUAACUUGGUACUUUGGUAGAAACAAAAUGGUUCCGUUCGUUCGUUGGUUGGUUCGUUCGUUCGUUAGUUCGUUCGUUCGUUCGUUCGUUCGUUCGUUCGUUCGUUCGUUCGUUCGUUCGUUCGUUCGUUUGCAUGUUCAAUUAAAAAAAUAUUGAACAUUGCUCGUACUAUUACAAACACAUUGCAUUGCUCUCAUCUCUGCGACACUUAAUUUUCGAUCAUCGAUCGGAUCAGAAUAUAUGUAUAUGUAUAUAUACAUAUACAUAAAACACAAAGACACACACACACAUACAUAUACAUAUUUUAUUUUUUGAUAAAUACUUAAUUCUUUGCAGUCCGACGUUUCUUCAGUUUUGAAGACUAUUUAUUUUCUUUUUUAACAUAUGUCGAAUAUAUUAUAAAUACAUUUUCCGUGAAGUUAAUAAGAUUUGUAAUUUGUAUACUUGAAUAUCUCUCAGGGUAUUCAUCUUAAUUUAAUUUAUCACUGAAGGUUUUAACUUUAAACAAAAUAUCAUUCCAAUUAAUACUUGGAUUAUCGAUAUGCCAAAGAAAAAAAGAAAAGAGAAAAAGAGAAAGAUGAAAAAAAAGGACAGGAAAGAAAAGAAAAAGAAAAUUGCCAUCGGACAGCAAAGCAUUAAUACUUUUAAGAAGCAUUAAUUAGAUUCCUAAUAAUAAUCCUCCUUAUCGGUACAGAACAUAUGACUCUUUUUAGUAUUGAUCAACGAUCAUAGUGAAAAUCUUUUAGUCUAAACAAGAAGGUCGAGUAAACAAGAAGAAAAACAAAAAAAGAAAAAGAAUUUAAAAAAGUUAUAUAUAUAUAUAUACAUAUACAUAUACACACAUAUAUAUAUGUAUAUAUAUAUAACAAAUAAAUAUACGAUCAAUCGUUAUGUAUUCACCACGAUGAUCGUAGGAGAGCAAUAUAAUUCUAUACGUAUAUGCUGAUGAUGAUGAUGAUGAUGAUGACGACGAUGAUGAUAAUAGUAAUGAUGACGUAAAUAAUAAAAAUGGCGUGCCACUGAUUAAACGCGAGGGUGAUCACUUCGGUCAUAUCUAACUGAUGGCAUAAAAAAUAUAUUGCGAAGAAACGAAGGCUGCUCAUAUUAAUGUAUAUAAGGACAAAGUUUUACCGCUAGUAAGUUAGGAAAAUGCGAAUUUAUCGUAGAACAAGUAAACGUGUGAUUUCAAAAAUGAUUACAGUUUUAAAACUAUAAUUUUAUUAUUGACAAUGACGACGCUACGACGAGGACGAGGACGACGAUGACGACUACAACGACGAGUUUUUAAAAAAGUUUGAUGAUGCGAGAACAAAUUUUUUCUUCUUUUUUUUCCAAAGCACAAAUAUAACUUUUAUUAUUAUUAUUAUUAUUAUUAUUUUCUUAGAUUUUUUUUCGGUGCUAAUUUAUUUUCUUACUGUUUUCCCUUUUUUUUUCUUUCUUUUUCUUUCUUUUUGUUUCUCUCUUCUUAUUCAUUUUUAUUCUCACUAUUACUUUUUUUUUAUUAUUAUUAUUAUUAUUAUUAUUAUUAUUAUUAUUAUUAUUAUUCAUAUUCAUAUUCAUAUUAUUGUUCUCUUGAAUAUUUGUUAUUUUUCAUCGGUUCCAUACUCCUAAUGACGAACGUAUGUAUCUAUAUACGUACGUAUGUACAUAUACAUAUUUAUGUACAUAAGUACAUAUAUAGAAAUAUAUUUUCUUCAGGACACAGAACCAGUCGAAUUAUCGAUGCUAUUGUCACUCUUUGUAUAUUGAAGAUUGUACAUUUAGCAUUUCGAUUCGAUCGAGUCGUGUUAAAUAUUGUGUAUGCGUUUAGAAAAUUAUUAAAAAAAAAAAAGAGAAAAAAAAAAGAAAAAUUACGAAAAACAUGCCGUUAUAAUCUUUCUCAAUCUUUUUUAUUUUCUAUCCUUCUUUCUUUCAUUUUUUUUUCUUUUUCUUUUUAUUUUAUCCUUAAUUUAUUCUCAAUUUUAUUUCGAUAGAUAGUCUCUAUUAUUUUAUGUAUAAAGGCAAACCAAACAAAUGUAUUAUAGCGUCGGGUGUUUAACGUUAACAGAAAAAAAAAAGAAAAAAAAGAGAGAGAUAGAAGAUAAAUAGAUAGAUAGAUAGAGAAAGAGACAGAGAGAAAGAGAGAGAGAGAGAGAGAGAGAGAGAGAAAAGCAGAAGAAAAAGAAGAAAAAAAUAGCCGACAAAAAAUGGAGCCUUGUACAUAAAACGUACAAAGUAUAAUAAAAUUAUGUUGGAAAUCUUAAACAUAAACCUGAGUUACUACCGUUCGUCUUCUAAGCUCUUCAUUAUUAUUAUUAUUAUUAUUAUUCUUUUCUAUAUAUUUCUUUCCUCUUUUUUUUUCUUUUCUUUUUUUUUUUUUUUAGUUCUUUCCUUUUCGUUGGAUUCCUCCGAAGAAAUGGCCUAAGAAAUUUUUUGCUUAGAAUAAGAGAACAAAAAUGAACGUAACGUAACAUUGUUACAACCAAAGAAAUACUUCGACGGAUACUUUUUAUAGGCUGAAAACAAAUGUUCCCUCUUGUUUUUAUUUUUAAUUUAAUUUUUAACUUUUAUAUACAUAUAUAUAUAUAUAUUUUUCUUUUCUUUUUCUUCUCUUUUUUAAUCUCUUUUCCAAUUUCCUCUACAGUGUUAUAUUUUAACGAAUUCAUUUCUUCUUCUUCUUCUUCUUCUUCUUCUCCUUCUUUUUUCUUUUCUUUUCGUUACUCUUCGCGUAUAAGCGAAAAGAUAUCGAGAGUGUGAGAGAGAGAAAAAAAAAGGGAACAACCGAAGAAAAAGAAAACUAUAUAUCACGAGAAAUGGAAAUGGAAAUGAAAAAUGAAACUAAAUAUAAAUAAAUAAAUAUGAUAACCGAAUGUGCGGCACGAGUGAACUUAAUGAAAUGAAAUAUGUCGUGAUCCAAUGGGUGACUUGCUAAGAGGAUUUAGAAACGUAGAAUCCACGAGAGGCGCCAUUUUUUCUUUUUUCUUGUUUCUCCUUUUCGAAAUUUUAUAGAAAUAUUUCUUCUAAUUUUUAACGCGAUCGGUAACAUUACAGACACGUUAAUCAUUACAUUAUUAUUAAUGAUUAUUUCAAUCCUUUACAAUGUUCAUCGCGACGAUCGCCUUGAAUCAAUAAUACAAAUCGUUUUUGUAUUAUUCCAAAUUUUCCAAUUCUUUUUCAACCUUCCUUUUUCUUUUUUUAAAAUUUAUUGGAGGAUUCUACGAUCUAAACAAUUGUAUCACAGAAAUAUUAAAGUAAUUACAUCGAGCAUAAAAAAUAAAAUCAAUGCACAAUUCGUAUUACUUAUCUAUUGAAAAUAUGAUGAGAUGAUAAAACAAUGAAACAACUAUCGUUUUGCGCAUAAUUCUCGCUCAAAAUGUGACUAAUAGUAAAAUACCGAUUUGACUACAUAUGUUGCUUCCGAUUUUCAAGUCUCCAAUUAUAUAUACGUAUUUAUGUAUUUAUAUAUGAAUACAUAUAUAUAUAUAUAUAUAUAUACAUAUAUAUACAUAUAUAUAUCUAUUUAUGUUUAUAUUUAUAUGUAUACGUAUAUAUAAAGUGAAACACACGAACGAAUAUUGACCUACGUAUCGUUAUUACGCGAUAAAUCUAAUAGAUAUAGCUUAGAAGUUCGAAACCGAGGCCUUAGAAUAAUCCAUAAAUCCUUAUUUUAUGUAUGUAUGUAUUUAUUUAUUUAUUUCUGUGACUAGUCCUCUCCGAGAAAAAUGAAACAAGGAAAAAAAAGAAGAUAAUUAAAAAUGUAAUAAAAUGAGUAUCGUUCUCGAAACGAUAGGAUAGUGUAUGUUUGA
Vespula vulgaris is the source of this 8020-nucleotide messenger RNA. It is a transcript of the gene milt, whose product is annotated as trafficking kinesin-binding protein milt. Lineage: Eukaryota; Metazoa; Arthropoda; Insecta; Hymenoptera; Vespidae. The coding region runs from base 1007 to 4003 and encodes 998 amino acids. The transcript is spliced from 9 exons. The record is from RefSeq and is a predicted model, not a curated record.